UUAUUUUGGCGUGGUUUUUGUGCGAGAAUCACUGUCGGUUCUUGGGUUCUCUGCCCAAACUGAAAAACUCUGAACACACUCACUUUCACAGGAACGACACCAACAAUUCUUUAACAGGAAAUUCAAGACCCAUUUUCUUCCCUCUACACAUUUUUUAAUCUUUUUCCCUCAACUCUUCUGCCAUUGAAGUUGACAUAUCAACCAUUGUUAAUGUUAGUUACAUUCUAGUUGGUCCACUUCACAAGCCAUCACAUUCACCUUCACCUCAACUUGCUUUCAUAAACAAACCUCCUUCAAUCCUGAAGCAUUGAGCGUUCUCUGCUGCACUGUCCACUCCAUUCUGCAUUUCAGAAUGGAGAGCACAAGAACAGGCCAAUGGUUAAACCUUCUAGCGUGCUUAUUGCUAUUGCUGAAGGCAGAAGCUUCAUAUGUACCAAUUACUUUAGUCCGGAACGCGGUAGCAAAAGGAGCUGUUUGUUUGGAUGGUAGUCCACCAGCUUACCAUUUUGAUAAGGGAUAUGGAGCAGGGAUUAACAGUUGGUUAGUUGCUUUUGAGGGAGGAGGAUGGUGCAACAAUGUCACCACUUGCCUUGGUCGCAAGAACAACCGUUUAGGUUCAUCCAAGAAAAUGGCCAACCAAAUUGCCUUUUCUGGAAUUUUACACAACAGGAAACAGUUUAAUCCAGAUUUCUACAAUUGGAACAGAAUCAAGGUUAGAUAUUGUGAUGGGUCAUCAUUUACUGGUGAUGUGGAAGCAGUCAAUCCAGUAACUAAAUUGCAUUUCAGAGGAGCAAGGAUUUUUGCUGCUGUCAUUGAGGAUUUACUAGCAAAAGGAAUGAAAAAUGCUCGAAAUGCUAUUAUCUCUGGAUGUUCAGCUGGAGGAUUGACUUCAGUACUGCAUUGUGAUCGCUUUCGAGCUCUAUUACCGAGAGGAGCUAAAGUGAAAUGCCUCUCAGAUGCUGGUUACUUCAUCAAUGCAAGGGAUGUCUCUGGAUCAAGUUACAUUAAACAGUACUUCACUCAAGUUGUUAUCACACAUGGCUCUGCAAGGAAUUUGCCUCAAUCAUGCACUUCAAGAAUCAGUCCAGGGCUGUGCUUUUUCCCGCAAUAUUUGGUAUCACAAAUCACUACACCAAUCUUCUUUGUAAACGCGGCAUACGACUCGUGGCAGAUAAAGAACAUAUUGGCGCCGGGUGUAGCUGAUCCUAGUGGCCAUUGGCAUAGCUGCAAGAUGGAUAUUAACAACUGCUCACCUGAUCAACUUGAUCUAAUGCAAGGCUUCAGGACAGAAUUCUUAAGGGCAUUGACUGUGCUAGGAAACUCUCCAUCUAAAGGAAUGUUCAUAGACUCUUGCUAUGCUCACUGCCAAACAGAAAUGCAGGAGACAUGGUUCACAAGUGACUCUCCUGUGGUUAACAAGACAACGAUUGCAAAGGCUGUAGCAGACUGGUUUUAUGAAAGAAGGCUCUUCCAUCAGAUAGAUUGCCCUUACCCUUGCAAUCCCACUUGUCACAACCGCGUUUUCGAACCCCCACAAGACCAUCCAGGAAAAAAUGUGACAACCAAAGGAACUUCAGGUGCAUCAGCUAGAAGACCCAGUUUUCCUAAACUAUCAGACAAGGCAAAAUGGAUUGAGCUUUUGUGCAUUAGACAAGGGAUCAGUGGGCUUCUAUUACCUUUGGUUAUUCUGGUUAUCCUAUAGAAGCUGAUAUGCUGAUUAAUUUUGACCAAACUGGGCCAUCUGGCUUUUUUUCUACCAUGUUGCAUACAGAUAGGGAGAUUUCUUAUAAUUCUAGCCUAAUAGACUUUCUGACUUGGUGACACCAAUUCACAAGAAUUGGCUUGGAAGGUGCACAAAACCAGCUGGUGAAGGCGCAAAUUAAUGCUAUCAUGAUUCAGCGCUGCUGCAUAUAUCUUGCACUUCGUUUAGUUCAACAAGUGUGGACUUCCAUUGGCCUGGGCAGCUGGUGUCAUUGUAGCUGUUGAUCAGUUAGUUUGGUAAUCAACAAUAAAGGCAGAAAAUCUUUAUAAUGAUGCACCUGAAGAUGUUUCUGUAGCAUAUAGUCACAUACUAACCUAAGGGCUGGUUUCACUUUUUCUUUUUUGGUCGGUCUGUACAACUUUUAAUCUGUCAUGAACAUAGAUCAUUUUGAAGGCCCAACUUAACAAUAAAAUCAUGACCAUCAUUGUGGCUC
This is a messenger RNA of Lotus japonicus, 2195 nucleotides long. Its product is annotated as pectin acetylesterase 8-like. Lineage: Eukaryota; Viridiplantae; Streptophyta; Magnoliopsida; Fabales; Fabaceae. Gene Ontology annotation, cellular component: plant-type cell wall. Gene Ontology annotation, molecular function: pectin acetylesterase activity. The record is from RefSeq and is a predicted model, not a curated record. Gene Ontology annotation, biological process: cell wall organization. The transcript has 19 exons. Bases 353 to 1702 code for a protein of 449 amino acids.